Molecule: messenger RNA, 189 nt
Organism: Anthostomella pinea
Lineage: Eukaryota; Fungi; Ascomycota; Sordariomycetes; Xylariales; Xylariaceae
Source: the annotation of a GenBank genome assembly
AUGCCACGAGCCAUGGACGACAAGUCAGCAAGUCGUAUCGCCAAAGCUCGCGGCCCCAACGACGAAUUCGCGAAGCGAGCGCAAAAGUCUGCCCGGAACUACGAAGAUCGGGCCGGGAGCAGCUCGGAUGGUUCAUGGCGGAAGAAGGACUCGGGCAAGAAGAAGGAUGGCGGUAGCAAGUCGAAGUGA